CUUUAGUUCCGCAGUUAAUAUUAAGGUCAGAGGUCAUCAAAAUAAAAUUCAAUCAUGGUGUUCAGUAGCUCCGGAUUAUCAUCAAAACAUUGAUAAUUUAUCAAGUCAGGGCAACAUCUGUAGAAGAUUGACAACGAACUUACAUCGUUCUUAUUCUGUUUUAACAUUUAAUGACUCAUCGUGGCUGUGUUUUAUUUCUAAAAUUGGAAACUUGUGAAAUCUAAAAUUAUGUGACUCAACGUGACAUUUUGGAUAUUUUCCCUCAACAGUCCAUUGAGACAAAUCAAACACUUCACAAUGUUGGUAAAUAAGCUUCAUGUAAAUAGAAAAUAAUCAUGGCAUCAUAUUCCAGAGGGAAGCCAGUACCAGCACCAAGGCCAGGUCCAAACAGUAGAUCCCCACAAAACCUGCAAGGUGCCCAUGGCCAAGGUGGCCCAGGCCCAGACAGACCAAUGCCAUCACAGAUCAUGGAAGCUGCUAUUGCUGGCAUGAGUGCUCAUCACAAUCAUCCAAACGAAGCAAAAGCAAAGACAGUAUUAAAGGAAGCAGUAGAUGCAGUUGUCAAUAGUUUCGCCAAACAUUCUCAUGGAUAUGGGAGAGUUAAUGUAGUUGAAGCCUUACAAGAGUUCUGGCAGAUGAAACAAGACAGAGGAGCCGAUUUGAAGAAUGGAGCUUUAGUUGUAUAUGAAUCUCAACCUUCGUCCUCACCACCAUAUGUGUGCUUUGUAACUUUACCUGGGGGUAGCUGCUUUGGUAGUUUCCAGCAUUGUCCAACAAAGGCAGAGGCCAGGAGAAGUGCUGCUAAGAUAGCAUUAAUGAACUCAGUCUUCAACGAGCAUCCAUCAAGGAAGAUUACAGAUGAUUUUGUUGACCGAUCACUCAGAGAUGCUGGUUCUGCAUUUAAGGGUAAUUCAAGUGAAGAGAACAAUCCUGCCACUGGUAUAGGAGCAUUUAAAUUCAUGUUGGAAUCAAAUAGAGGCCGUACAAUGUUAGAAUUUCAAGAACUCAUGACUGUGUUUCAGUUACUACAUUGGAAUGGAAGUCUGAAAGCAAUGCGUGAAAGAAACUGUUCACGACAAGAAGUAUUGGCACAUUACUCAAAUCGUGCACUGGACGAUGAUAUGCGUUCUCAGAUGGCCCUGGACUGGAUUGCCAGAGAACAGGAAAAGCCAAAUAUUAUUAAACAAGAACUACAGAUCGCAGAAAGAGAACUAGAACUUGCUAGAUUAGCUGGACGAGAAUUGAGAUUUUAUAAAGAAAAGCGAGACAUUUUGGUGCUGGCUUUAAGUCAGAUUGGUCCAGCUGAAAGCAUUGCAUAAUAUUGUUAUUUCUCUUUACCUGUUUAUUAGGACGGCAUGUAGUGAUACUCUGUCUAGACUUUUCUUUUUCGGGAGGUACCAGUUUUCAUGCUUGAAAUCAAGAUUCAAUAGAAAUGAAAACAGGUGUCAAUUGUAUGAUUUCAUUGUAAAAAAAUAAGAUUAAAGAUACGAUUGCAAACUUCAUAUAGAUCUGUUAACCUGCAAAUCAUUACCUCAUUAACACUUGUUCCAAGAUAUUAUAACUAUAUGUGUACUAUAAAACUCUUAGGAAUCAGUUGUAUAAUAAUUUAUAAUGGAUGCAACAAUAUGCCUGCUUUAAUAUUAAACAACAUUUGUACAAAAGUAACAAUACCAUGCUAUCAUAACCACUUCAUUGCAGUUUUAAAAUUUUAAUAUUUUCUUUAUAUUUUGCCUAUUUAGUCAUGCAAAAACUUGAGCUUUAAUACGAAAAUUCAAUAAAAUGUAAAUUGAUCAUUCAGAAUUUUCUUAGACUGGGGAAAAUCAAAAUAGUUGAUAGCUUGUCAAAUUAUAAAUUGUUAUUCAAAAAUCAGUACUGUAACCAACAAAAUUAUUUAUUUCAUAUCAAAUAAUGCAGAAGGAAUUGCAAUUAAAACAGCUGGUCUCUUUCCACAGUUUUAAAGCCCAUUUUUAAGCCCCUUCAAUACUGAUUGAAGUUGUAUACUGGCAUUAGUAGUAUGAGGACAAUAAUAAGACCUAUUGUAAAUAUGUAAAUGAUGGAAUCCCGUAAACUUACACAGAAAUAUGAAUUAAAACACUUGUUUAAGGCUAUUAUUUGUAGAAUAUAAAAUCCUUAGUUUCAUUAUGGUACUUUAAAAGGAAUAUCAAUGUUUGAUUAUUUCGUAUGAUAAAGCGGCAUUAUUAUGCUGGCAUAUUAUGGAAAAUAUCUAGUAGCAAUGCAUUUAUUUUGUCUAUUUGUACUUAGUAGUAGUUUUGUAAAAUACCAUUUCUAGUCUUUGUGGUACUUAAAUAUCUUUAUUGAAAAGAAAUUUCUGUAUAAAUACAUAGAUGUUCACGGUUUCCAUUCUCCAUUUUAUGUACAUGUACUAAUUCUUCUCCUGCUUUGAGAGAUUGUAUACAGUUAAAAGCUAUGAUUGUUAUAUUUAAUAAACUGUGAGAUAAUCAUGAAUAGUAGUGAGAAAACAUGGUUGAUAUAAAUUUAGAUUUAUGAAGGGCCAGUUUUUGCAAAAACUGUCAACAUACUUACAAUACAUACCUCAUUUGUAUAUAGAAUGAGCAUUAUUCAUAUUUUCUAUGCAAUAACCACUCAUGUACAGUUUUAAUGCAUAUCAGGAUACAAUGCUCUAACAUAGAUAAAGAUCUGCUUUUAUAUAACAGUAUUUGCUUAUUUUUUACAAUAUAAAUCAGCCAUAUAUAAACAAACAUGAUGUUUGCCAUUUUGUUAUUUUAUAUUGCUUAUUAUUAAACAUGAAAUAUACUGUUUUUGCUGCUUUUCAUGAGCAAAAGUUUUAAAAAACCUAACCGAUUAAUUCAAUAGUAAUCUUUAGGAAAAAUGGUGAAGAAGCAAGCUGUAUUUUAAACUUUUUGGUAAUCCAAGCUAAUGUUGACCAUGUAUUUUUUGUGUCAUUUAAUUGUUGGCUCAAUGACAGUCAUUUUGGGGUAAAUAAAGGGUAAAUUGUUCUGUCAUCAUUUUAGCAUUUGCUUUUUGGUAAAAUUAGCCAUGUCUGUUAUUCAGAAAACUGGUAAAAUAUUCACAAAUUUUUCUAUAAUAUACUUCAUUAGAAUUAAGAACUCAUAAAAAGAUGUUUGAAAAGUCAAAUUUGAGUAUCAAGUAUAGUGCUUCUAAUAUUAUAUUCAUCAUACUUUUUUAUUCUUAAGAAUUGAAAUAUAUGUUGAUUCAUGCUUUACAUUGUAUUUUAACAAGUUAAAUAUUGUCUAAACAUUUUAUCUUGGAUAUUUUUAUAGCAACACUGUGCACAUAUCAAAAAAGACACACUAUUUAAAAUAUAUAAAAAAAAAUACAAAACAUCUUAAACAAAAAGUCUUGAUAGAGAACAUAACAUUGCACAACAAUUCCUUGAUAUACAAUAUAAUUUUUUUGUCUGAGGUAUUUAUUACUUAUUUUGGUUAUCAAAUGUAAUCAUUAUUUGAUGCUCUUUAAUCUGGGAAUCUCAUUUGAACCUCAUAUGUUUUUGUAUAUAAAACAGCUUGAUCAAAAGAUUUGGACACUUUAUUGGAGUCAAACGAACAACAUUUUACAUGACCAGUGUGCGGUAAUAAUUUCAAGAAAACAUAUGUUAAAUGUAUAUUAUUUAAUGAUGGAAUUUUAUCCAAUACAAAAAUUAUCCUUUCUUUGUCUCAUUUUCAGUUUAUUUGGAAUCCUUUAUUUUUAUAUUGAUGUUGCUAUUUAUUGUAUAUUUUUUAUAGUAUGUAUAUAUCAAUAACUUUGUACUACAUUUUCAUGCUCUUUAACUUCAUACUUAGUGCAAUAUUAAAAUAUUUGUUGUGUAGAUAUGUGGAUCAAAUUUGUGUCUCUUAGCUAGGGUUGUUUUAUAGUCUUUCAUUCAGCCUUUGUAGCUAUAAAACAUACUGUAUCAGUUUAAAAAUCCAGAGUGAAUAUAAAGUCUUUUACAUGCUAUAUCAGUUUUAUAAACAAAUAUUUAAGUGAUAUUAGAAAAUAAUUUGUUUAAAUACAGAACUUAAUUAUAGUAUAAACAAGAAUUGGGAAAAACCUAGAAGCAAGAUAACUUUCUUCUUCAUAUGUAUAAAAACUGUUUCCAUGAAAGGAAAAUCAAUACAAUUUUCACUAUCUUUAUUGUUGUUUAGUAAUUUUCAGAUUUAAACUGAGAAAGAGAAAUCUAAUUUGAAAAAAGUUGUACAACAAAAAAAAGACAUUUCUGUUAUAUAAUAAUUUGUUUUCUAAAAAAGCGUGAACAAAUAUUUUUCCUUUCCCUGUAUCUGCAUAUGAGUAAGAUUUCAUUAGAAAAUUAGUUCUGCAAAUUUCCUGACUUAAUCCAUGUAGAAUGUCAAAGUAUUAGUCUUUACAAAACUUUAUUGUGGUAAGGGAGAUAAUCGCCUCUAUUUCAUGACUUAUCUAAAUCUAAAGGUACUACACAAAUAGCAGUCAUACUUAGUAUGACCAGUAGGUUAUUCAAGACCAACAGUAACAAGAAUUGACCUUUCUUACAGUAAUUCUAAAUAUAUAACAGUAGUCAGGUUGUAAGACACUUCUGUUGUUUUUUUACUGUUUUUUUUUUUAUUAUGUAACUUGUUUCUUUUGAUGUUUAUAUAUACACAUAUAUAUUUAGUUUAUAUCAUGGCAUAAUACAAAACCAUCAGAGUAACUAACAGAAUCAAAUAAAAACAUCUUGCCAAA
Messenger RNA from Mytilus trossulus (common blue mussel), 4674 nucleotides. Its product is annotated as LIX1-like protein. Bases 336 to 1319 code for a protein of 327 amino acids. Gene Ontology annotation, cellular component: cytoplasm. The record is from RefSeq and is a predicted model, not a curated record. The transcript is spliced from 4 exons. Gene Ontology annotation, biological process: autophagosome maturation. NCBI's taxonomy places the organism in Eukaryota, Metazoa, Mollusca, Bivalvia, Mytilida, Mytilidae.